AUGGAGGAUAGCCCGCUUUCCAUCGCCGCCAACAUCGCCGGCCUCCUCACCUUCGCCGUUGCCAUCUUGGCGUCCAUCUAUGUUCGCAUUGCAUCUUUACGCAAUGGCAGACUCGAACUGGAGAUCAUUCGAGAGUCGGUUGAGGAUAACGUCCAGGAUUUGAUGAGGAUGAGCAGGGAAAACCCAUCAGACCUCCGGAAACGUUACAUCACGGAGCAAGGCGACGAACCCGAUCUUCGUCGAUUGAAGAACCUGAGUGCGGAUUUGAAUGCUACCGAAAUAUUUAUCUACAUUUCAGCUACCAGGGGCGAAGAAGCAUUGCAGCGGAUUGUAGCACAACAGUCAGAAGUCAAGGCCAAAUUGGAGGAGCUCACUCGACUAUUGACGACAGCGAGUCAGGCGCCAGCGCGACCUGCGAGCGAUGACAUCAGUGGUAUACCAGUAGAGACGUGUACAACCGUGUCACCUGGUCAAACAGAAGGCAUCGAGCGGCAUGUAGACGCCGAGGGGUCGGAACUUGAGACGACCGAUUGUUUCGAAUAG
Messenger RNA from Alternaria hordeiaustralica, 543 nucleotides. RefSeq lists its product as uncharacterized. The coding region runs from base 1 to 543 and encodes 180 amino acids. The transcript is spliced from 2 exons. Lineage: Eukaryota; Fungi; Ascomycota; Dothideomycetes; Pleosporales; Pleosporaceae. The record is from RefSeq and is a predicted model, not a curated record.